AUGGCCAACUUCCUCGCCUCCAUCUUUGGCACCGAGCUCGACAAGGUCAACUGCUCCUUCUACUUCAAGAUCGGCGCCUGCCGCCACGGCGACCGCUGCUCGCGCAAGCACGUCAAGCCCUCCUACAGCCAGACCAUCCUCAUGCCGAACCUGUACCAGAACCCGGCCCACGACCCCAAGAACCGCAUGAACCCGAGCCAGCUGCAGAACCACUUUGACGCCUUUUACGAGGACAUUUGGUGCGAGCUGUGCAAGUACGGCGAGCUCGAGGAGCUAGUCGUCUGCGACAACAACAAUGAUCACCUCAUAGGAAACGUCUACGCCCGCUUCAAAUACGAAGACUCGGCCCAGAAAGCCUGCGACGACCUCAACUCCCGCUGGUACGCCGCCCGCCCCAUCUACUGCGAGCUCUCGCCCGUCACCGACUUCCGCGAGGCCUGCUGCCGCCUCAACUCGGGCGAGGGCUGCGUCCGCGGCGGCUUCUGCAACUUCAUCCACCGCAAGGACCCCUCCGAGGAGCUCGACCGCGAGCUGCAGCUCAGCACCAAGCGCUGGCUCAAGGACCGGGGCCGCGACGAGCGGAGUCCCUCGCGGUCGCCCACCCCGGAGCCUGCUAGGAGACGGCACUGA
Sodiomyces alkalinus F11 is the source of this 630-nucleotide messenger RNA. RefSeq names its product RNA-binding domain-containing protein. Gene Ontology annotation, biological process: mRNA splicing, via spliceosome. NCBI's taxonomy places the organism in Eukaryota, Fungi, Ascomycota, Sordariomycetes, Glomerellales, Plectosphaerellaceae. The transcript is spliced from 2 exons. The record is from RefSeq and is a predicted model, not a curated record. Gene Ontology annotation, cellular component: spliceosomal complex; U2AF complex. Gene Ontology annotation, molecular function: metal ion binding; pre-mRNA 3'-splice site binding. Bases 1 to 630 code for a protein of 209 amino acids.